This is a messenger RNA of Exophiala spinifera, 2250 nucleotides long. RefSeq lists its product as uncharacterized. The transcript has 2 exons. Lineage: Eukaryota; Fungi; Ascomycota; Eurotiomycetes; Chaetothyriales; Herpotrichiellaceae. The record is from RefSeq and is a predicted model, not a curated record. Gene Ontology annotation, cellular component: nucleus. The coding region runs from base 1 to 2250 and encodes 749 amino acids. Gene Ontology annotation, molecular function: zinc ion binding; DNA binding. Gene Ontology annotation, biological process: DNA-templated transcription.
AUGCACCCUACCCACGAGCGACUAGACGAGGAGCCUUUGGCAGACUCCAGAGUCGUAGUGGAUGAAGCCCUAAGCGGACAAUCGAAUCUGGAGUCAGCUUGCCACGCGCUCGGUCUAGCGCUAGAUGAUUUGCAGACCCUGGUCGACGAGUUUUUCGACACCUUUCCAUCUUUCCAGCUCUUCCACCGCCCCACAUUCUGGGACAAGCUACAACAGCUGCAGAGCAAGAACGAGUUAAAUGCUCUUGUAGCCGCAGUGCUCAUCUUCGCUUUCAAGGAUCAGGAGGCCAGUCAUGACCCUUCUGUGGCAGCCGCAGCGGCCCGAAUCAACCCCGAUUCGACCAAAGACUUGUCUCAGCACUUCGGCAAUUUGGCUGAGCAAUUUGCUGAACAGGCCAUGCAUGAACAUGCAGAACAGGGAGUGCCAUUGUCACUUCUUCAGGCCAUGAUCUUAAUCAACCAUUGGCUGCUGAUCAGGUCAGUGCGGGGCAAGUCAUGGCGCUAUUUGGGCAUUUGUAUCCGCUGCGCCUAUGAAAUGAAUCUUCAUGCCGUCGACAAAGGUACACAGCCACACAGCCAGAUCGAGGAUGUCGAUCAAUGGCGCGAAGACGAAGAAAAGCGACGAGCAUGGUGGGCAAUAUGGGAAAUGGACGUCUUUGCAAGCGUAGUGCGUCGCUGUCCCACCGGCAUUGAUUGGUCUUACAACGAAACAUUCCUCCCGGCCCCAGACAAGAACUGGUUUAUGGAUGCGCCGCAGGAAAGCUGCUGCCUCGACCCGAACAUAGUUGAUCGAUGGAAAAAAUUGAGAUCGUCGGGGAACAAGUCGUACAAAGCGUGGUUCCUGGUUGUCAACUCAAUCGUCAAGGAUGCGCAGAAUGUGACGCAACAGGACGACAACCAGCUCCACAUGGUGAAAUCUGGAGAGAAGUAUCGGCACAACAAAUACUCUGAUCCUGCGCAGAUCCAACUAGAACAGAAUCGUCGGCUACGAGAUGCCCGAGAAGGCUAUAACAAGGUCAGCACCCUACACAACGUGCUUCAAUGUGUAGUCGAAAUGAUGCCGGCGGAGCUUCGAUACCAGAACCAAUUUCUCAAUUUCUCCCCCCGGGAUUCCGAGUCCCCUGCCACCUCGACACGCCUCCUGCACCAAGAGAUAUACACCAUGCAUAUGGUGGUGCAGUUGGCUAGGCUGAUGAUCUACAAGUAUUUUAUCUUUCGAGGCCAAAUGAGCUGGAUCCACCUGGAGACGGAAGUCGCCAAAUUCAAAGAACACGCCGAGAGCGGACUUGCGCCGCAGAGGCAAUUUGGCAGCACUGCUCCAAACAAUGCUUCGAGACAAUCCUUUGUGCUGUAUCUUCAGGCGUCUCAGAGUGUAGUCAACAUCAUCCAACGAACCCAGAGAGACCAUUACAAAUUUGUCAACCCCUUUCUGGCGAAUACAAUAUGGCUGGCGACUGCGGUCCAGAUUCUGAAGCGUGAAUUGUUACAAGCCGACACCUCUGAAAAAGGAUUGACCGCAUCCAACGCCGAAUUGCUCCGUGUGACGUAUCUCCAGUUCGAAAGUUACUGGGGCAUCUCAAACAUGCUCGAGAGAAACUUGUCUGCACUAGAGGUUGAGCUGAACAAUAUCGGGGACAGUUCACGCAGGACAAAGUCCAUAGAGAGAGACCUGACGGCAUCACCGCGGCCAUCUGUCCCAUCCUCGUUGAAUCACGGACGAGAUGUGUCGUAUAGCGGUGACCUGCACCAGUGGCGUGAACACCCUGGGAUGGGUGCCAAUCAACCUCUUCCUUCUCAAGCACCACCAGUCUCAAACCAAGGGAUCUCUUCACAGACGCUGACGCCGCCUACAUCUGCUGGAGACAACGCACCUGACCAGGCUGAAGCUACCCAGGGGGUACAGCGGAAGAGCAACAAUAACAACAAUAACAACACCGCCGCCCCGACCGUCCCACAGCGCUUCCCGAUUCCCGCAGAAAACAGUCAGUCCAACUUGUUUGGAUCGAGAAAUCCAGACCAGAAUGUUGGGGGCCAGAUCUCGAACGCAACUUUCACAACAGAUCGCCAAUCACCAAAUUAUUAUAACCAAGACCCCUUCCUGACAGGGUUCCAGAAUGACCCCAUCAUGUCGAACUCGCCAGCCUUUUUCAACUCGUUCUUGGCUCUUUGCGACACCGCUGGGCCAUUCACAGCCGGAGCGGGGGAUUUGUCUGGCACUCUCGACAGCAUGCUGUCGGGACCCUUUGUCUGA